CACCUCAUACACACACAAAAGCGACUCAAUAAUCUGAUUAUGGAAUCAAUCACACCCGCAGCUCCCUGACGGUAGCUACGACUUGCUGCACCUCCCCCGACACCUGCACAGGCAGAUUCCGGUACACCUCAUCCCACAGGUCCUCCUCCUGACUCAGCGACCCGCCCCAACCGUCCUCCCGCAGCUUCGCCAGCGGCCCCACCAGCAGCAGCUUCCCCGGCCCCUCCCGCGCUAUCAGGUACUCGGCGUAGGCCCGUCCGAAAGCCAGCAGCCGCCCCAGCAUCACGUGCCGCCACAUGGCCUUGCUGUGAGUGUCGUUCUCUGCUGCUGCCAUUCCCAUGGUGUCUGUGUCGAAUGCGCCGUCGAUUGCGAUGAUGAAGCAGCGGAAUAGGUCGAUGAGGGAGCCGGUGAAGGCCUUGCGGGCGUCGUUGGCCUGCUCCUCCUCUCUGGCCACGCCACCCUCUGUCUCCAUGGCCGUGGCCUCUCCCUCGUCCUUCAUCUCGCCGCCGUCCGCUGUGCUGUCCAUCUGCAUGGCCCCGCUGGUGAUCUGCCGCUUGUUCUGGCGGCGUGCGAUGCGAUAGGCAUCGAGUUUCUCCUCGAGCUCGAUGAAGCACCGCUGGAUGGUCGUCUCGACCAGCUCCCACACCGACCCACUCAGACACCACGCAUCCGUUACGCCAGCGAGGUCGCGGCCGAUGCCCGCAGCCAGGGCCUCUAUCUCCUUGUCGGGGUCAUCGGCCACCGCUGCGUACUCGGGCUCGCUGUCGACGGCCAGGAGGUGGAGCAUGAAGGGGUUGGCCGAGAGGGGCAGGGGCUCGUGCUGGUCCUUGAGGGUGAUGCCGAAGAAGAGGAAGUAGAGCAGGCCUUUGGGCGAGAGCACGCCCAGCUCCAGAAGCUGCUUGGUGACCAGCUCCAGGCGCAGCGGGCAGUGGCGGUAGAAGUCGAACACCAGCCCCACCAGCAGCCACUCGAAACCCAUGGCCACCCGCACAUCCACCUCGACCUCGGGCACCAUGUCGGCCGGCUCCUCCCCCCCUCCCUCCCCCUCCCCCUCUCGUUGCUGCUGCAUGUCCUUCUUGGCUUGAUAUGUGCGCCAGGCGACGGGGGUCAUGCCCUUGAGCACCGGGUGGUAGAGGGUGAAGAGGCGGUUCGAGUGGGUGAGGGUCUUGCUGCCGUGGCCCAGGAGCGUCUUCAUGACCAGACACACCAGCCGACCAUGCGUCCACACGGGGCCGGUGGGAUGAGGGGUCUCGUGUGCCGCCUCGUUGUGCUGCAUCUCUGCCUCUGCCUCUGCCUCCACAUCCAUUGCUCCGGCGUUGUCACCGUUCACCGCCUCGCCUCCCUCUGCUGGCUGUUCCUCCUUCACCGCAGCCCCCUCUGGCCCAUCGUCCGACCGCCGCUUCUUCCUGGCCGGCUCCUCCCCCUCCCCCUUGUUGUCCUCUCUGGGCGGCUCCAUCUUGACCGUCGCGGGCUGCCCCUCCAGGCCAUGCAGGUACUCGAGCACCUCCUCGCACACCACGGACGGGGAUCUCUCGGUGCGGAAGGGGAACCUAUGACGCAGCUCGGUGGCCUCCUCACACGUCUCGAAGAAGGCCAGUGGGUCGGCCGACUCCCCCUCACCCUCCACCCCUUCAACCCCCUCUUGCCCCUCCUGGUCUCCCACCAUGUGUGAGGUGCCACUUGGCUUGCGAGAGUGGAGGAAGGGCAGGGGCUCGGGGGGCAUGUAUGGGUGGACAGAUGGGGGCAGCACCUGCAGCAGGUUGCCGUGGAACCACAGCCGCACCAGGCGCUCCAGCACCCGCUUGAUGAACCGCAGCAGGUGGGGCGGCGGCCGCUCGCCAACCACCAACCACUGGCUCCACUCCCACCCAUGCCUGUCGCUCUCCUCACUGCCACCCACGGCGGCAGCCUCCCGCGGAGAUGCCCCCUCAUCGCCUCGGCCGCCCUGUCGGCGGUCGAGCUUCUCGAGAAUAGGCGCCAGGUAGAAUGCGAAGGAGUCCGCGAAGCGCUCGAACGCCACUUCGUCAAAGUCGGCCAUCUUCCUGGCGAUCGAGAGGAUGGCUUUCUCGAGGGGCGUUUUGAUUGACUUUUGCAGCAGUGCGAGAUGCUGGAAGAGGCGGAAGUAGAAGAUGGGGAGUGAGGGGGGGUAGGGGAGGGUGAGCAUCUGGGUGAGGAGUGUCUCGACCAGGAUGUACUCGAACUGCGGGUGGCUCAGGGGCAGCCGCAGCAGCUGACGCGCGCACUCGUUGAGGUCGCCCGAGAAGGUCGACACCGUGCACCAACACAACUCGUCUACCAACCACCUGAUAUGAUCCCAUCAAAACACACACACUCACACGGACACACAUCAGACACCUACCGACCAGCCGAGUUUGUGCGUGUGUCACACUCCACUCACCUGUCGUAAUCUGGCAUCGGGGUGUCGACGGACGCAAUGGUCGAGGGAAUCGGACAGCACACGGACGGCACCCACGGCCGCCGCUGCAAGUCCGCCCCACUCACACUCAAGCUCAGCCCAGACAUUGCCGCAUUCCCACCCUCAGCCGUCUCCUCGCCGCCCUCCACGCCGAUCUCCUUGGCGAAGUUGGGGCUCUCCGACAGCCGCAGGAUGGCUUUGCACUUCCAGUCUUCCCGCGCCAUCGACUGCAGGGCCUCGUAGAGAGUCUCAAGGCGGUCGGGGGUGGGCACGGCGCUCAGGAAGCUGCCACUGCCGCUGCCGCCCUCGGCUGAGCGGACUGGCUCGAGAGCCCGCUUCCAGGGGGCCUCUCGCGACUGCAUGUGGGCCACUGCUUGCUCCAGCAAUGUGUCGAUGCGGCCACGGUGAGACGUAAAGCUGCAUAGAUAAACACAACCAACAGCAGAGUAGCAUGCAGUGCAGGCAUGAGUAGCCCUCCGUUGCCUUGCCACUGUCCUCUCUCCGUGUUAACUACUACUUACAUGGGAGAGUUGAUCCAGGGCAGUGUGGCCAGUGCGAGGAACACGCACAGGUCUCCCCCCUCGUUGGCGGGCACAUGCAGCUGCGCCGGAAGGGUGAGCAGGUGCUGCAGGAGGUCGAACAGGUGGUCGGGGAGGAUGACACUCACAUUGGCCAGCUCAGCAAGGAACCGCAGCAGCAGCAGCGCCUGGGUCGGCCGGUGCCCCUUGAGCGCCGUGUCGAGCUCAAAGAUGGUCUUCUCCACCACUUUCCUGCCGAACGCCGCGUACUUGCGUGCGAAUCCGACGACGAAUGCGGCGUAGAUGCUGCUCUUGUGCGGGAGGUGCAUGGCGCACUCGACGACCAUGCGGAGGAUGAGAUCUCCCCUGUCGGCCUUGGUGUAGUCGUCCUCGAUGGCCCCGAUGAGGCCCUUGAUCUGCUGGAACAGCUUGCCUGAGGAGUCGCCCACGUGAAUGAUGAGCUUGCGGAUGCGGCCGCGGUCGUCCUCUGGACCACCGCCAUAGCCACCUCUGUCGCGCCGAUCGCCACGAGGAUAGUACGACAUCUUCCUC
Messenger RNA from Vitrella brassicaformis, 3486 nucleotides. Lineage: Eukaryota; Vitrellaceae. The record is from the annotation of a GenBank genome assembly.